This is a messenger RNA of Eufriesea mexicana, 7017 nucleotides long. RefSeq names its product trinucleotide repeat containing adaptor protein gawky (gene gw). The record is from RefSeq and is a predicted model, not a curated record. Gene Ontology annotation, cellular component: P-body; nucleoplasm. Gene Ontology annotation, molecular function: RNA binding; protein binding. Gene Ontology annotation, biological process: positive regulation of nuclear-transcribed mRNA poly(A) tail shortening; miRNA-mediated gene silencing by inhibition of translation. The transcript is spliced from 19 exons. The coding region runs from base 443 to 6436 and encodes 1997 amino acids. Lineage: Eukaryota; Metazoa; Arthropoda; Insecta; Hymenoptera; Apidae.
ACAGCACAGUUUUAAAGACUCCGUGCCUAGCGAUGGAGAUGUAUUUUCGGUAAAUACUAUUGUGCUCACAACGAAAUGUGUUUUUGAAAGCGUGUGAAAAAAGUGUUGUGAUCCAUCUAAUUUUAAGAACUUUCUAUGAUUGAUACAUACUCUGGGUCUUUUCAUACGUACAACUAUGAAUCGGGUCUCGGUGCGCGCAUCAGCAACACUGAGCUCUCCAAAUCCGGGGGAGUAGCGCCGCUCGCGGGAAUAGCCCACCAGCGGAGCGGUACUCGCUCUGCCCGUUUCGUGCGCCAACGAAAUAUCUUCGACUAGACUGAAAUCUUCUUCGGGCACCGAAUCUAAAAAAUCUCCACUGGCAUGGAGCUAGGAGCACACUGAUAGUGAUAGUCUACAAGAUCUUGGUUUCUAUGCAUUGCCUGCCAAAGAAGAACUGAGCCCAAUGUUUCCACACAAUUCUAGUUCACAUGAGAUUUCUACAGAAACAAAUGCCUUCGUACAAAAUUCCAUGGGGGAUGUAGUAGUAUUAGGGAAAAGCAGUCCGAUAAGGGUUGGGGAGGGAAGAGAAUCAGAGAAUGAUAGGUACUGUGAUAUCGAGUUCAUAAACAACAUGAUGGCUAAACCUAUUGGCCAUCUCGAAAAUACCGCCGCCAAUGACUUUUUAACCGUCCUGUCGAACCAAACUGGCAAGUUUAUCUUGACCAGUCGAAGCUCGACCUGCCAGUCAGUGGCGUCGUCAACCACAACACACCUAACAAAAAAUCAUCUUCUGACUAGCUUUAGCGUACUAAACAUUAGGGUACUAAGUAUAAGCGUAAAUCUACGAUUAACAGGAGAUAAGUGCGCAAUCGAUGAAGGGGUACCUAGCCUAGUUAGGAUACCCAAGUCUGAUCGCCCCUCGUCAGGCCACUUCUCUCUCGACUCUCUUGACAAUUACUCCUUACUAGGAUCCUGCCUUCAUCCGGGCAAAUACAAUAAUAUUAAGUCUAAUUCUAGCCUCCUAAGUAAUAAUAACGAUAACUACAAGUCUGUGAUAUUGCUCAGCUCAACCAGUAACCAUUAUUUCCUCCGCGUUGAAAUGGACGGUGGUGCGAUUGCAAUGAGACUAAGAACCCGAAAAAUAUUAAUUUUGAACUUAAAGGAAAAGACGGUGGAGAUGUUGUCCUGGGUAAUUAAUGGUAUUAGUAACGUGGCAACAAUUACUGUUGGUGCUCUUUCAUUUCAGGAUAAUGUUAAGUCUAACGAGCCUUCGGGCACUUAUUUCGCGAGCUAUAGGUACUCAGGGUCGUAUACGCGUCUUGGCCCUGAGUUUGUUAAGUCUCUUUCUAAGUCUACUAUAGGGGAUAGGUUUAGGGUUAAGGGGGAGAACCAAGACGAGUUCGCUCUCUACAUUCCUACUAUGACUACCUGCAAGCCUACGAUGACGCUUACACGCCAAUCUGCAUCCCGAAUAAUCGGUGUACCUGGAUCUCGGCCGAACUACUUCGAGAUAUUAUGGCCCGACCAAAUGCACACUCCUCACAAAUUUUAUGACAGUUUACCAAACUGUUUAAUGGAAUAUCACAAUGAUUCUCUUCCAGAAGGAGAAGACAAAGAGAGUUCUUCGAAAUGUUUCGGUUCUUUUAACGAACAAAUUACAUGCCGAAACAUUGGUGAAAAUAUUAACAAUAAUGAACUGGAAAGGAUCAAAUCUCAAACUGCUGUCUAUUUCAAUGACGAGCGUUAUAAUACUCGAACGAGAGUAUUUUGUAUUUGCGGUUUUGAGAGAAACUAUUAUUGCCAAAAUUUGCACGAGUCAAUAGAAGGAAAUGUUUCUAUUAAGGCAUCGUGCUCUAGUUUACUUAAACGAACGAAGCUGAAGUAUCAAGCUUUUACUGGUGUAAUGAAUGGAAAAAUUUCUUCAAGAAAUCUCUGUGAUUUGUAUCAAUUUAAUGAGAUGUUAUACAAAGUACACCAAGAUAUCGGAUUUAAUGUUGAGAACGUAUUCACAGAAAGUCUGAUAAAUCCUAAGCAAUUCACUCUAACCAGUUCGACGUUUCAAACUGUCCAGUUUAUGGACAGCGAGGCUUCUAAUGCAAUGAAGACAGAUGCCAUUGUAGUAAACUUAUGUAAUUGCAAUCAAUUAAAAAAAUCUAAAACUCUUCGAUCAAAGGAUAAACGACACUCUAAUGGAAAUUCUACUGUUUCUGCACCGUCGGAAGAAAAUUUCCGUAGAAAAUGUCCAAGUUCUAGUCUCUCAGAGAAAGAGGAAAUCAACAACGCAAAUAAUAUGAAUAGAACUCAUCUUAUUGAUUGUGCAAGGAAUCUCAUGGCAGCGUCCGUUGGAGUUUCCAAAGACAUCUUACAAGUUCAUAGAGCUAAUCUUAAGCGCGUAUUAACGCUUCUUUUCGGACCGCUUUGCGAUCUUGAUGAGUUCAAUUUGGGGUAUAAGAAAAGAUGGGGGAUUCCUGGCAUUCUAAGAUUGGCUGGCGGUGGUGAAAGUUCAUUGAAUAGCGGUGGAUCUACAAAUUGGGGCUCUACGCAAACUAGUACUACAAAUAAUAACAAUAACAAUCAAUCGGGUUGGGGUGGAAAUUCUGGAAAUCCUUCUGGAAAUAGCGGAGCACCUGGCAAUUGGACUGGAAAUAGUGUGAACAGGUCUGUUGCUGGGAAUCCAAAUUCGAAUCAAAAUCAAGGACCUCUUGGUGGACAAAAUAUUCCAGGUAAUGUGAAUAAGGUAAACAAUCCAAAUCAGCAAUCAAAUCAACAGUCAGGUCCACCAACUUCUCAAUCAAGUGGAACAAGUCAGGGUGGUCAAAGCAGUAAUCAGUGGUCACAGGGAAAAUCUAAUAAUCCUGGGGGACCGAGUCAAAAUUCUUCUGUUCAAAAUAAUAAUACUUCAGCCCAACAACAACAGCAGCAGCAGCAGCAACAACAGCAGUCAAACUCCAAUAACAAUAACAAUCAAUCAAAUAAUCAGGUUCAGGGAUCUGUAAACAGUAGUAAUACGCCUGCAAACAAUAAUCCUUCAACGAAACAACAAUUAGAACAGUUGAAUACAGUGAGGGAAGCACUUUUUAGUCAAGAUGGUUGGGGCUGUCAGAAUGUGAACCAAGACACAAACUGGGAUGUCCCAACUUCUCCAGAACCUAGUAUGUCAAAAGAUGGAGUUCCAAUGUGGAAGACACCAGUAAACAAUGGUACUGAUUUAUGGGAAGCCAAUUUGAGAAACGGUGGUCAACCUCCACCUCAACAGCAGGCUAAAACACCUUGGGGUCAUACACCAGCAACAAACAUUGGUGGAACUUGGGGUGAAGAUGACGAACCUGCUGAUUCAUCGAAUAUGUGGUCUGGUGCUCCUACAUCUUCCCAACCAAAUUCUGCAGCUGGUCAGUGGACAACUGGUACCGGUAAUCAAACCGGUAUGUGGGGAGGAUCCAACUGGGGUGAUCCAAGAAUUGAUCGUCGAGAUCCUCGUGAUCUUCGUUCUGUUGAUCCCAGAGAAAUGCGAGAUCCUCGUGACCACAGAAUGUCUUUGGACCCUCGGGAACACAUACGUGUAAUGGAUCCAAUGGCUCGAGACCCUAGAAUGGCAGACAUGCGGGAUCCUCGCGGAAUUUCUGGAAGGUUAAAUGGCACCAAUGCUGAUGCUAUGUGGGGUCAACCACCAGGUCCUCCACAUCAUCAAAUGGGACAUCAACAUCCUUCCGGUCCUCCAACAAAGAUGUUGAAUCCUUCCAACAUAAAUCAAUGGGCUGCACCACCACCAAAGGAUAUUAUGCCAGGAAAACCAUCAGGUUGGGAAGAACCUUCUCCACCAACACAAAGGAGAAAUGUUCCAAAUUAUGAUGACGGCACAAGUUUAUGGGGAAAUCCUGCAGCAAAUCAAAGGACCAUACCUGCUAGUAAGGUUUCUCAUUGGAAGGACCUUCCAACACCAAAUUUAGGCAGAGGAGGAAUGCAGUGCCCUCCUGGUAUGCCACAGAAUAGAAUGCCAGGUCAACCUGGAAUGAAACCAGAUGUUAGCGGACCAAUGUGGGGACAUCCUGGUGCUCCUGGCGGACGAAAUGGCAGUUGGGCUGAAGGACCACAUGAUACAGGUUCAUGGGAUGAUCCAAAAACGCCAAGUACCUGGAACGAAGCUCAAUUAAAUCCUGGCACUUGGGGUGGACCUAGUGCGCACAAAGCUAAACCAAUGGGACCCACUGGAAGCUGGGGUGAUACUGAUAUGGAUCCUACUCCUAGUUGGGGUCAUCCCACAAAACCUACUCUUACAAAAGAAGUUAUAUGGAAUAGCAGGGAAUUUCGAUAUCUCUGUGACUUGGGAUUUAAGAAAGAAGAUGUUGAAUUGGCAUUGAGAAAUCGCGAAAUGAAUAGAGAGGAAGCUUUGGAACUUCUAAGUCAAGUGCGGCCUUUAGACCAAUGGAGAAGACAUGACGCACACUCCACUUAUGAUCCGACAAAUCAAGCUACAACUGCGCCAGCAUAUCCUAGAUUUAAUCACGUCGCACAGCAAAUGUCUUUUCCUCCGGGUGCUGGAGUGCCAAGUGGAAAUGCAACUGGUAGUGUGGGAGGAUCGGUUGCUAGUGCAAGUUUGCUGAAGUUACAGCAACAGCAACAACAAACUGCAGUUCCAUUGCAGCAACAACAACCUAGUAGUAAUGCACCUCAACCACCUUUCAAUCAGGCUUCCAGAGCUCCUCAGAAUCAACCUAGUACUCAACAACUACGUAUGUUAGUACAACAGAUUCAGCUAGCCGUCCAGGAAGGUUACUUAAACCAUCAAAUUUUAAAUCAACCACUUGCACCUCAAACUCUAAUAUUUUUGAAUCAACUAUUACAACAAAUCAAAGUUCUGCAACAACUUCACGAACAACAUUCUGUACAAAGUACAAUGAAGGGUAAUGGCCAAUCUGUUCUUCAGAUCAGUGUACAAAUUACGAAAACAAAACAGCAAAUAACAAAUCUUCAAAAUCAAAUUGCUGUGCAACAAGCUACUUAUAUGAAGCAGCAACAACAGCAACAACAACAGCAGCAGCAGCAGCAGCAGCAGCAGCAGCAACAGCAGCAACAUCCUGUGCCACCAUCUCAAAGCUCAGAAUAUUAUAAGAGCUCAGUACAUGACCCUAUGUCAGCGUUGCAAAACAGCUUCACAGAUUUGAGCAUGAAUAAGGUACCUCCUGUUAGUCAGCAACAGUCAAGACUGAACCAGUGGAAGUUACCUUCUUUGGAUAAGGAUGGAGAGUUAGUUACGAAUGAGUUCUCAAGAGCACCAGGAACAACCAGUAAGCCAGCAGCUACACCGGCUGGUUUAACACGAUCACACAGUAGUCCUAACAUGAAUCCUUUGUUGGGUCAAGGAGAUGGUACAUGGUCUACCAGAUUUGGAGAGAGUGGAUGGCCAGACCCAGGUAACACGGAUUCCACUGAUGGAAAGGAUUGGCAGCCAACUGGUGCAGCUGCUGGUGCUGUUGCUUUCACCGAUCUUGUACCUGAAUUUGAGCCUGGCAAGCCAUGGAAGGGUACCCAGAUGAAGAGCAUCGAGGAUGAUCCAAGCAUUACUCCGGGUUCUAUCGUUCGAUCACCGCUUUCUUUAGCAACGAUCAAAGAUCCAGAUGCCAUUUUCUCUUCAAGUAGUAAAACUUCGCCACCACCACAGCAACCUACCAAUCCUGAUACAUCAAUACCAAGUUUGAGUAAUUCUACAUGGACGUUCAAUCCACCUGUCACUACUCCAAACGCAUUUACUAGCUCAAAGAAUACUUGGGGUGAAUCUGCACCACCGCCGACUGCGGUUACUUCAGAGCUUUGGGGAGCACCAAUGAGUAAGGUUCGUGGUCCUCCACCAGGCUUAAGCAGUAAAGCCACGGGAAAUACAAGCAAUGGCUGGGCAGGUUUUGGUACCAUCAGCAGAUCCAGUUCAUGGGGCUUUCAAUCAAGCACAAAUGCUGCCUGGGUUUCUACCUGGUUACUACUUAAGAAUCUGACGCCUCAAAUCGAUGGUUCUACUUUGAAAACCCUCUGCAUGCAACACGGUCCUGUUCAAGACUUCCGAUUAUACCUUAAUCAUGGAAUUGCUUUAACCAAAUAUUCAUCAAGAGAUGAGGCUAUUAAGGCACAAGGUGCUCUGAACAAUUGCGUCCUGGGCAACACAACAAUUUUCGCAGAAUCUCCAGCCGAUACCGAGGUACACAGUUUGUUACAACAACUUAGUCAUGGAGGCCAACAGCAAGCUGGAGCAACCACCGGGGCAGGAUGGGGCUUGCGACCAUCAAACAAAACUGGUCCACCACCAGACACUUGGGGCGGUAGUUCCAGCCAACUAUGGGGUGCUCCACCGAGCAGUAAUUCUCUUUGGAGCAACACCGGUAUUGACAGCAACGAUCAACAACGUGCUACGCCCAGUUCUCUGAACUCGUACUUACCCGGAGACCUUCUGGGAGGUGAGUCGAUGUAGAGUGCCGCACGGAGGAGCGGUAUCACUCGUGCGAUGACCAAGCCUUCUACUUCACGAUACGUCAAUUAUAUUCCGCAAUGUCAGAUGGGCCGGUUCUCGCGAUGAAGUUACUUAAAUCAGUGCCGUGCAAUUUCGGCAGCAACAAGGAUCUGAUUUGAUUUCAAGAGAAGAUUUUUCAAUUUGGGAUUUGGGGAUAAUGGGGGCAAGGGAGGGUAUAUCAUGAAUUUCAAGGCUUUUGGUGUGCGCCGUGCUUUCUCAAUGGUUUGGUGUAGUGCCGAGUACGUUUAAUAAUAGCCGCGAAUGCUGUUAUUAUUACGCGUACUAUAUGAUAAGUGCAUACGUACUACGCAAUUUGAAAUUAAAAUUAGUAUUUUUGUUAUGAUAUUGCUUUUGUUGCAGUUCAUUUUCGUAUUUUGGUAUUUUGGUAUUUUAGAAUAAUAUUAAUUUCACCCGAUAAUAUGCGCGUAUGUGUGUACACAGUGCGCAGCAUGUUUGAUAGACGCGUUUUAUGAUGUUUCAAUUACUGAAUUAGUAUUCUUCCCAUUCAGGUCGCGUUCUCAUUUACAUACGUUUCACUCUGA